Entamoeba histolytica HM-1:IMSS is the source of this 2196-nucleotide messenger RNA. RefSeq lists its product as uncharacterized. The coding region runs from base 1 to 2196 and encodes 731 amino acids. The transcript has a single exon. The record is from RefSeq and is a predicted model, not a curated record. NCBI's taxonomy places the organism in Eukaryota, Evosea, Mastigamoebida, Endamoebidae.
AUGUUAAAAAUCAAAAGAAUUGAACUUCUUCUUCUUUUUAUUAUACUUAGUACAGGAAAAUAUAUUGGAUUUUUUCCAAGUAACCAUGAAUGUAGUAUGAAUGAUACUUGUGUUGCAUUAAGAAAAAAUCAAUUUACUUAUUAUUAUAAAUAUAAAGGAGGUGAUGAACAUUAUGAAAGAAUCAAUUCAAUAUUUAGAAAAAUUGAAAAGGAUUUUAAUUAUUAUAGUAAAACAUUGUCUAAUGAAGGAAAGAAGUAUUUAGAUCCAAUAAGAACAUGUUUUGGUCGUUUAAAAAAUAGUUAUAAUUCAUUUAAAAGUGAAAUGACAACAAUUAAUCCUCAAGUCGAAGAUAUAAGAAGUAAAUAUGAAAAUUGUGAAGAUACUGUCAAACAAUUAGUAGAAAAACAAACCGAAGAUUAUUAUGAACACUUAAAAAAUGAAAAUGAAUUUGAUAAUAACACUGCUUUAGUUCAAGCAAAUCAAUCUCUUUCUAAGAACCUUAAUGACGUUAAUCAAUUAGCUAGUUUAACUAGAACUUAUAUUGAAAAUCCUACUGCUUUAUUAAAAAGUCUUACUCAACAAUUUGCCCACUUAAAAAAAUCUCUUUUGGCAUGUAAAGGAGAUAGAAAGCAAAUAGAAGAUAUUAUUAAAUCUUCUCCUGCAUUAAAGAAUUGGAAUGAACUUAUUGAUAAGGCUAAAGUUGCAAAUGAAGUUUUUAUUGACCUUUGGGAAGGGUAUCUUUAUUUUAGAGGAUUUAAAUGUAAUACUGCACAGCAAGACAAUGCAAUUAAUACACUAAAAGAUAUAGUCAAAAAAAGAACACGUAAAUUUAAUCCAUCGGUUCAAGCUAAAGUGGAACAUUCUAUAUCAAAAGUAUUUGAUGAUAAUGAAAGAGAUAUUAUAGAACAUGGUUUACAUCUUGAAAAUAACUUUUAUACUCAAUCAGAUUUUAAAGAAAAGAUGUUAGCAAAAUGGAAUACGACAUACUCUCCUACAAAUGUGCAAAAGCCAAGAAAAAGUAUGGGACCAACACAAAUUCUUGAAGCAGCAUUGAAAAAUGCAAAAAAAUCAAAAAAUAAAGAGCUUGUUAAAGAAUUAACAUCAAAACUUAAGAUGUCAAAGCUAAUUGAUGAUAAAAGUUAUAGAGAUAAUUUCAUUAAUCAAGCUGGUGAAGUUUAUAAGAAACAACUUAGUGGAGAAUAUUCAAAAGAAAAAAGAAAAAAUUGGAAAGAGGAUAUUGCAAAAGCAAUGAAAAAAAUACUUGGAGGAAAAGGUUCAGGAGAUAAAAUAAAACAAGAAAUUAUCAAACGACUAGUUCAUAGACAUGAAAAACUAGUAGGUGGUGGUGAUAACAUAAAAGGUAAUAAUUAUGUUAACACUAUAAGUGAAAAUAAUAAUGAGAUAGAUAAAGUAACUAAUUCUCAAAUCCUCAUACGCUCUAAUAAUAAAAGAAGUAAAGCUAAAUUAUUAACAAAAGCACAAAGAACAAGUAAACAAAAUGAAAAUAAGACUAAAAAUAAAAAGAUUGUUGUUCAAUCUAGAAAGAGUGAGAUUGAAAGAAGAUUAGAUAAAGAAAUUGCACAAGAAAUGAAAAGACAAAUACUUAUCAAAGAACAAGCAAGAAAAAAGAUUUUAAAUGAAAUUAAAAAAGAGUAUAACCAAAAAAAGAUUAGAAGAACAAAACAUGAAGAAAGAGAGAAAGAAAUUAAAAAAAUAAGAAAAUUAAGAGAUAAGUUAGACUAUCUUUUUACUAAAAGAGAAAGUGAAGAAAAAGACAAUAGAAUGAAUAAAAGAAUUAGAGAAUUAAAAACAAUGAUUUCAGAUCAUUUCUUUAAAAGAAAGCAAUUAAGAAAGAUAUAUAAUAAAAUGAAAUAUUCAGUUGACCCAAUUCAACAAGUUAAUAAACUGGUUGAAUUGUAUCACAAACAAAAUAAAAUGAUGGGAAUUCAUUCAAUUGAUGAUAUCUAUGGUGAUGUUAACAGUAACAUACCUCUUCUCAGAAAAGAAGAAAGAAAACUUCUUCAUCGUAUGGGAAUCAAAAAGAAACAAACCAUAGAUUAUGAUGAUGUUAUUCCAACUCCUCCAAAUGAAGACAUUGAUAAUCCAGAAGAAAAAAUAAUAAAACUAGAAAGGCAAGUAAAUCAACAAAAAUGGAAGCGGUGUGGUUGUGGUGUGAAUUACCGUAAGAAUUUUUAA